AUGGUGCAGAUCGUCAUCUCCAGGGCCCCGGCGCAGUGGGUGCUGCUGGAGCUGCAGGGUGAGGUGGAGCCCCGGCAGAGCGGGGAUCUGGCCGGGAGYCUGCUGGGAGACCUGCACUACACCCGUGAGGGUGUCCCCGUGCUCAUCGUGGGCCAUCACAUCCUCUAYGGGAAGGUGGUGCAGCUGGAGAAGCCGUUUGCUGUGCUGGUGAAGGAGGGAGGAGCCCCCCAGCCCAGCCCUGGGGGGCCCUGCASCCGCUACGCCGUCACUGCCCUCAUCAAAACCAAACUGCUCUUCAAAACCCGCCCCAAACCCAUCAUCACCCAYGUGCCCAAGAAGGUGUGAGGGCAAGGGUGGGGGCUGUGAACUGGGAUCUGCUGCUGGAAAGAGAUCCAGGGCCUCAUYCCUGUCCUGCACAGGGAGCUCUGGGGCUGCUGGGUCCAGUGCUGGGCACCCAGAGCCCUUCCUGGGUCAUUUGUCCCCCCUAAAAUGACUCUUUGAGGAGUGACCAAGGUCUGGAUCACAGGACCAGGGUCACCCCUGGGGCCUUGGCUCCUGGAAGGCAGGGAUGUCCCACCCCAGGGACUGCCACAGUGUCCAGCAGGUCCCAGGAAUCCAUGAAGGUGCCACUGUGGAGAUGUCUCCUCUCUGCUCCCU
Molecule: messenger RNA, 657 nt
Organism: Malurus melanocephalus (red-backed fairy wren)
Lineage: Eukaryota; Metazoa; Chordata; Aves; Passeriformes; Maluridae
Gene: CHTF8
Product: chromosome transmission fidelity factor 8
Exons: 3
Coding region: 1-345 (114 amino acids)
Biological process (GO): mitotic sister chromatid cohesion
Cellular component (GO): Ctf18 RFC-like complex
Source: RefSeq, a predicted model, not a curated record